GUUAACAUGAGGCGUUUCCAAUUACAUCCGGCUCUGCUCAUUAUUGCAGCAGUUUCUAUUGGUGUUUCAGGUUUACCACCUCAAAAAAUUGUUGAUGGUCUCCCAACAAAUAGAGACGAAUUUCCUUAUCAAGUUUCGUUACAACGUUUAGAUUCAAAACAUUUUUGUGGUGGCAGUAUUAUAUCCAAGCUUCAUAUUCUAACUUCCGCCUAUUGUGUACAAGAAUUUCAGAAUUUGACAAAUAAUCUUUUAGUAGUAAGUGGAAGUAAUGAUCUUCGUUUGGCUCCGAAUAAAUAUAAAGUAAAAUCUGUUACGUUUCCUUCAGAAUAUGUACAUAAUUCAACAGUCUAUGACAUUGCAGUGUUAACAUUGAAGGACCAAAUUCUUUUUCACCAUAAUCAAAAGCCUAUUAAACUAGCCACAAGAGACAAUUAUCGUGGAAAAGAAGCAUUUGUUUCUGGUUGGGGUACUGUUAAGAAGAAUCGUAGAAAUCCACAUUAUCCAGAUACUUUACAAAAAUUGAAAACAUGGAUUUUUAGUCAUGAAGAUUGUGGAGUAGCUGAUACACAAAUUUGUACUCUUGAAAAAUUAGACAUUGGUGUUUGUGACGGUGAUGGUGGCAGUCCAUUAGUUAUUGGAGAUGAACUUUUUGGAGUAUUAGCAGGUAUUCCUGAUGAAUGCGCUGUUGGCAAACAUACACCAUAUACAAAAGUUUCUAGCUACUUCGAUUAUAUUAAAAACAUAGUUGGAAAUGCCAUAGAAGAGAAUCCUGACUAUUAUUUUAAAAGUACAUAUAAUGAUGUAGUACUUCCGUAUGAUCUUGAACACGAAAAAUGUGACAUAUCUCACGAAUUUGUAGGAAGUGAUAACUUGCUAUUUUGAUAGAUUUUAAAUAAAACUACAUUUUUAUAAAAGCAUUUUUCUGCAUAAAAUGUUGUUGAAUAUUAAAAGAAUAAAACGGAGUAGAUAA
Molecule: messenger RNA, 970 nt
Organism: Leptopilina heterotoma
Lineage: Eukaryota; Metazoa; Arthropoda; Insecta; Hymenoptera; Figitidae
Product: chymotrypsin-1-like
Exons: 4
Coding region: 7-882 (291 amino acids)
Biological process (GO): proteolysis
Molecular function (GO): serine-type endopeptidase activity
Source: RefSeq, a predicted model, not a curated record